Messenger RNA from Aspergillus alliaceus, 825 nucleotides. RefSeq names its product putative DSBA family oxidoreductase. NCBI's taxonomy places the organism in Eukaryota, Fungi, Ascomycota, Eurotiomycetes, Eurotiales, Aspergillaceae. Gene Ontology annotation, cellular component: peroxisome; mitochondrion. The transcript is spliced from 5 exons. Gene Ontology annotation, molecular function: glutathione peroxidase activity; glutathione transferase activity. Gene Ontology annotation, biological process: glutathione metabolic process. Bases 69 to 731 code for a protein of 220 amino acids. The record is from RefSeq and is a predicted model, not a curated record.
UCCAUACCCAACAACUUCACCUCAAACAAACCUCACCCAGAGAAGUGAAACAAAACAAAAAGUGAAAAAUGGGCAAAAGAAUCGAAUGCUACAUCGACUGCGUGUCGCCAUACAGCUUCUACGCCUUCACCUAUCUGCAAAAGAAUGCCGCUGCAUUAGAAAGCCUAGGUGUCGAAAUAGAGUAUAUACCCGUCUUCCUCGGCGGAAUCAACGUGAGCAGCGGAAACAAACCUCCCUGGACACUCCCCGCCAAAGCCGCCUACUCAAAGUACGACGGCGAACGAGCCCAGAAAUACUUUGGACAUAAAUUCGACAUCCCCUCUUGGUGGCCCAUCUUGUCGCUUUUGCCCCAACGCUCCCUAACCUACAUCAAAGCCCACCACUCAAAGCAAACCCUCGCAUCAGCAUUCAAAAGCUGCUUCGAGACGAUGUGGAAGGCCCAAUUGGAUAUUUCCAAGCCCGAGCAUUUGGCCACGGCUCUCGGAAAUGUCUUCAGUGCUGGUGAGGUCAAGGAGAUUAUUGCUGCGGCGGGGACGGCGGAGGUGAAGGCGGAGUUGGCUGCGACGACCGAGAGAGCCGUGAAGGAGUUGGGGGCGUUCGGGGUGCCGUGGUUUUGGGUGUUGGAUGGGGAGGGAAAGGGGGAGCCCUUCUUUGGGAGUGAUCGGUGGCAUUUUAUGUGGGAGUUUUUGGGGCUGCCGUUUGAGGAUUUGAGGUUGAAGGCUAGGAUUUAGAUUUAAGGGGUGUGGGAGUUAGUUGCUGUUCUUGUUCUUUGUUGUGUCAUGUGUGAGGCUUGUUAAUUGAGAUUUUGUUGUUGUAUAUCAUACA